Molecule: messenger RNA, 2247 nt
Organism: Spodoptera frugiperda (fall armyworm)
Lineage: Eukaryota; Metazoa; Arthropoda; Insecta; Lepidoptera; Noctuidae
Product: L-lactate dehydrogenase
Exons: 7
Coding region: 155-1201 (348 amino acids)
Biological process (GO): carboxylic acid metabolic process
Cellular component (GO): cytoplasm
Molecular function (GO): L-lactate dehydrogenase (NAD+) activity
Source: RefSeq, a predicted model, not a curated record
AGUUCCUUGAUUCCUUCAGUCAAUCGUUGACAGUGGAAGAGUGAAGUCGCGUCUUUUAUUUACGUUUUCGUAGAUCGCUUUUAUCUACGUGAAAGAUAAGUUUGUGUAUCGAUAAUUUAAACAGUUUUGUUGUACCUCGUCGAGAAUUCCGAAGAUGGCGGAGAAUAAUUGCAACAACCACAGCCUCGAGAACGGCGACGGCAAGAUGGCGACGGUGGGCAAGCUGCUGCAGGCGCGCCAGGAGAAGGUGGUGGACACGGGCAACAAGGUGACCGUGGUGGGGGUCGGCCAGGUCGGCAUGGCCACCGUCUUCUCACUCCUCACGCAGGGUGUGACAAAUAACAUCGUGAUGGUGGACACGAAUGAAGACAAGUUGAAAGGAGAAAUGAUGGACUUGCAGCACGGAUCCGCCUUCUUAUUCAACGCCAACAUUAAGGCUGGCACAGACUACUCGAUCACGGCGGACUCGCAGAUCUGCGUGAUCGCGGCCGGCGUGCGGCAGCUGGAGGGCGAGGACAGGCGCAACCUGGUGCAGAGGAACGUCGAGGUGCUCAAGGGGAUCGUACCCAAACUGCUGAAAUACAGUCCCAACGCGAUCCUCUUAAUCGCCAGCAACCCAGUGGAUGUCCUGACCUACGUGACCUGGAAGAUCAGUGGCCUGCCCAAGCACCGUGUGAUCGGCUCGGGAACGAACCUCGACUCCGCCAGGUUCCGCUAUCUGCUCUCGCAGAAACUGAACAUAGCGCCUACGUCCUGCCAUGCGUAUAUAAUUGGGGAGCACGGUGACAGUAGUGUACCGGUCUGGUCAAGUGUGAACAUCGCAGGCGUGCGUCUCCGGGAUCUCAACAAGAACAUUGGCUUGGACUCUGAUGAGGAGAAUUGGAAGGAGACACACACCCAGGUGGUGCAGAGUGCGUACGAAGUCAUCAAGCUGAAGGGCUACACCUCCUGGGCUAUCGGGCUGUCCCUCACGCAGCUGGUGAAGGCCAUCCUCACCAACGCAGCCAGCGUGCACGCUGUGACUACUUGUGUGCAGGGCGAGCACGGCAUCACCGACAACGUGUUCCUGUCGCUGCCGUGCGUGCUCGGCCGCAACGGUGUCCUCGACGUCAUACGCCAGCCUCUCACCGACGUGGAGAGGGAGCAAGUAUUCAAAUCAGCUACACUCAUGGCAGAACUUCAGGCCAAAAUCAAGUUUUAAAACAAUUUAACCAGCAACCUUGUCUACGAUGUGUAAUAGAAAAAUAUUUGCAUUUAUUAUUCGGUAAUUGAUAUUAAUAGAUCUAUUGAUUGGUUCUUGGACUAAAAUCAUCGACCAAAAACCAAACAUACCUGUAGUAGGUCGUCGACACAUAAAGCAAUGAAGGCUACUUUUAAGAAGUAACUGUAGAUGUCGCCACUGUCGGUGCAUGUCUUACUGGCACUAGAAGCCGUGACAAGGUCAUAAAUUUGAAGACAAACAUGCCAGAAGGUACAAGAGAUCGCAAUGUACAACCGUCUGCAACCCUCGUUCUGGCAUAGUUCGCCGCGUCUGUUCGUGUGUAAAUACACAAGAAACACUUGUCUGCAUUUCAAGUUAUAGAUGUCGUGUUGUCAAUGUAUAUCAAAAUUAAGUAUUUAAUUCAAUAUUACAUAUUUAUAUUAAUAAUAGUGAAAAGUACUUAUAGGUAGAUAAUUUGAAUACAGUUUCACCUCAUUCAAGCCGAAGCAAUUACUUAGUUGGUGCUAGGAUAGUUUUGAAUGAUUCAGAGAAUCCAGUAUUGAUUACUUAUUACAAAGAUAUGUUUAGGAAUACCUUUAGGUAUAAAAUACCAGUAAAGUAGCAAAAUAUAAGUACAUUUACUACCUAAUUACAUGUUAACGUAUACCUACCAUACCUACUUGAAGUAGAUAUUUUGGUCACAAUUUACAACCAGUAUAGCUAUUGCAUAUUUUAUGAAACGUGUAUUUAUAUUGUGGGCGGUUUACCUACAAUAUAAAUAUGGAUUUGUGUCAAUGACCCUUGAUGACUAAUUAUUUUGUAAGCUCAAAUUUUGUAUGUCUUUACUUAUAUUUGAUCCUCUUUGGGCUGUGUCUGUAUAUGAAGUAUAAUAAUGUAGUUCUAUCUAGACACUGAAACAUAAACUAAUUCAUAAUAAUUAUAAUUAAUGUUUAAUAAUUUUCUACACCUACCCCCCCUACCAUUUAAUAUUUAUUGUGUAAGUUUUUUUUAAUAUUAACCAAAUAAAUGUUGCUUAUAAAUGUUUA